Molecule: messenger RNA, 4226 nt
Organism: Blastomyces dermatitidis ER-3
Lineage: Eukaryota; Fungi; Ascomycota; Eurotiomycetes; Onygenales; Ajellomycetaceae
Exons: 3
Coding region: 1404-2774 (456 amino acids)
Source: RefSeq, a predicted model, not a curated record
CUUUUACGAGCCGCCAUCCUCUGGGUCGGGCAAAAUCGAACGAAUGUCCAGUUUCGGCCUGAAAGCAGGAUAGCACGCUAUUUGUCACUGGAACAGAGGCAGUUGAGACUAGUUAUCACACUCCAUUUAGAUAACAUAUUCUAGUCAACCCACAACGUCUUGCACAUCUUAUGAUGGAUGAAAUUUGAUAUUUUACAGGCGAUUAUCGCUCGCUGUUGAAGGAGCUAGCAUACUGCAGCAUGUGUGUGACGUGUGUGGUGUGAGUGCUAUCUCAACUCUGCCCAACCGACGUUCAACAGGUCCCUGUCCUUGCAGACGCGAGUGACCGCUUCCCUUCCAAGGUUGGCUUUCUUAAGCUCACAUGAUGCACAAAAGCACAGAAUAUAUGAGUCAGAAUGUUUGACUUGAAAUAUCAUCCAUGGAUUAUAUAACUACUCUGGAUAUAUCUCGAGGAUAAAAAGCGCCAACACAUUGGCAAAACACCCUGAUGACAUCACAUCCCGACGUUGUGCAUAUAAUUCCAAACACGACACGGCACAUCUUCGGCAGCCUUGCAGGUUGGGUUGCCAACAAGUGACAAUCGCCGCAUGAAUCGCAUGAAUCGCAUGAAUCCCUUGGCAAUAAUAAUAGUAAAAAAGGGACUCGAUCCGUGGCAGUUGAGAGUCCGCUAACGGGAGGGCUGUGCCGGGACUGGAGAGCGCCAAGUGGGCUUCUUUUAACCCCAGCGUCGACCCAUCCGCAGCGGCUUUACAGAGCCUCGUUCGGCUGUUUCCCAACUGCUGGAGGCAGAUUCCCGCAGGCAAUACGAAUCGCGAAAAAUUCCUCAAGCGUUGAUUGUUGGAGAGAAUAUAAGGCCAUCGUGUCUCACCAUGCUUUAUCUUGCGCUCCAUUUAUCACCCGCCUGUUGCACCGUUUGUGCUUUUUUCUCUUUAUACUUGACUUCUAUUCUCUCAUCAUGCGAACCUCCUGCAUCCGCGCUUCGCUGUCAGUUUGAUAAGAAUACUUCAAGACUUUAAAUUUUUGUUAUUCAAGUUGAACUCAAGACGAUGCUGGUUGAUUAUGAUGGAGCCUUUGUGGUUGGCACUGGUAUCCCCUCCGGCGUCCUUCGAUUCGCUGGACAUGUAGUAUUGGGUAUCUACACGUCAUUGGCAUCAACUGCUUAUAAUUAUGUCAAGGACCAUGCUGCGAUUGUUCAGCAACCGCCUUUCCACCCAAAUACAUUUUACCUGAGCCAUCUUGCUUCAAAAUGGGUUCGUGCCAUAUUUCUUGCCACUUUCCUCUUCUCCUUGCUUCUUCCGUUUUAUUUUGCGCCAGCUUUGUCCGUAGAUACUAUCUUUCUAAUUCUAUGACCCUCCCUCCCCUUUCUGGUAUAGAGCAAAAUCGGAUUCUGGUGGAACUUUGCCAUGUGGAUACCGACCAUGCUCGCUCCGAGCCUUUAUGUCACAUUAAUCGGCCUGUUUGAUGCUGUUAUCAUGGUCUACUUUGCUAUCGCCACGGUGCGCCAGGCGACCUAUAUUCCCCAUUCCCUGGGGCCCUGCAGAAUCGCAGAAACCUGGCAGGUUCCCAUGAACGGCAACGAAAGUUACUUCCACGUUCUUGAAACUCUUCAUACCUAUCCGGACGAUCCUGACAUGAAUGUACCAUCUGAUAAAAUCUGUAAGGACUUUGUAUCCCAAUGGAGGUUUGGGAUUGGAUCUCUGGUCAUAUAUAUUCUAGUGUCAUUCUUCAACAUCAUUGUUAGCUUUGCUCUUUCAAUUGUUGGCGUUCGAUCGCGUAUGACCCCCGAAAGGAAACGAAAAGAGGCCUUUGUCCUUUCCGCAAUUAAAGUUAUCUUCUUCAUGGCAUAUAGCUUCGGCGGAACCCUCUUUCUGGCUUUCUGGAGUGCACUGGAUUUGUUGCCCAAUUCCGUACUCUCACGAUGCCGAUUUAGUGCUCGCUACAUGAACAAAAUGAGCCAAUUUGUCGCUAUACCCAUUCAGGACCGGCUACAGAAAUACCCUAUAUCGUUUCCAUUUUUCAAACGCUACCAGCCCCCUCCAGCGCCUAUGAUGGUUCAGGCCAAAGCCAAAAGCGAAAGCGCUCCACUGGCAAGGUUUCUACAUCUUGACAUACUGACCCUUGUCGCCCAACACUUGCAUUAUCAAGACCUGGUAAACUUGAGCCUGUCAUCAAAGGAAAUGCGCGAGACGGUUUUCCCAGAUGGCCAUUCUAGCGGCAGGCUAGGCAUACUUAGGAUAUAUGCUUGUGAUAACGCUACAAAAACUGGGUGCUUUGUAUGCCAGUUUCCAAUAUGCGGGUCAUGCGGAGACGUGAGGCGCUUUUCCCGACCCCAACUCGACCUGCUCCAUGAAGAAACCUGCAAGCCCUAUUGUUCCACCUGCUUCUUCAGAAAGAUCUGCACCCGUCCACGGUUCAACAGCAGGAGCUGUGAUCGGCAAAUUACACUCGCAGGUAAAUAUCACGGUUCAAGAGGCCGAUUCAGUCCCGAUAGUAUCGAAAACGAACGCCUGGUGUGUAGUUCUUGCAAACCGUUUCUCAUCUUUGAGUGCCUGGAACAACGGUAUGAGCGCGGCAAAGUCAAGAUGGAACGCAAACUUAGGCACAGUCAGUAUCGUGACGAUUUUGCGUGCAAGGGCUGCUCGAGGGCGUUGUCGUCUUGGGGUCCGAGGUGGUGGAUUUGUGAUGCUUGUGGUAGUGAGUGCACGGACCCUCUCCAUCCGCCCUGGGGUUUCAAAGUUGCCGAUACCACUGGGCAUGCAUUAUCAAAAGUUUGAUAAUGACUUGCUUGUUUCUCCUUUGCAAAUCCGUGUUGGUGGCUCUUUGAAUAACGAAUAUUCCUCUCACGACUUUAUUCUUAAUGUACAGUACUAUAGAGUUUGCAUACAGGCCGUACGGAGAAUAUAUAUAUAUAUAUAUAUAUAUAAAAUUAAAUACACGUAAUUAUUACAGGCAUAUAUACAUCCAUAUUUACCCCGUACUCCCUCCCACAGAGAAUUUCUGUACCGCCUUAAAUACAUACAAUAAAUUAGGGGGAAAAAAGGGGGGGAAAAAAGGGAAAAAAAGCAACUAUCAACACGCAGCUUACACCCAUCACUUCCUCUCAACAUAAACCACCUCGGCAUUUUCGCCCAUCUCAGCAUCCCUACCAUCCUGCCCACCACCCCCAACAUCCCCCUUCGCCCACUUCGUCUUCAAGCCCACCAGGCGCCUCCUAACCCAACUGGCGCCCCAGACCACGGCAAAGGUGAUAAGGAGGGCUGCAACAACGAUACAAAGGUAUUUUACCACAUUGGCUAUACGGCUGCCGUUGGGACCGGGAUUGAGGAAUGGAUAUACCCAGAAGCCUUCGGCGGCGUGGGUGAUGUAAGCGACCCCUAGGUAGAGGAGGAGGAGGAGGAUCAGGAAUGGGAAGUGAAGGAGGGGUGGUGGAGGUGCUGUUGAGAAGACGAUUUCGAACACGGCGAAGAUGGCUGGUAGGACGUGUUUGGAGAUCUGGGAUUUGGGGGAGGGGGAGAGAUAUCCUGUCAGCAUUAUAUCUAGUAUAUAUAUAUGAAUACAAAAAGAUAGACUGGGGCGGGGAUGUGGGGCAAGGGGGUAAGGGGCAAGGGGGAACAUGGGACUAACAUUUCCCCACACCCCGAGUUGGGACUGCACUGAGCCUGCCUUAUACAGCAGAGACCAAUAUAUCGCCACGACCACGAACGGGUAGCACACAAUGGUGGUAUAUAGCAGGCUGUGCAAGGCACGCAGCCAUCGGGGCCACUUGUCGAACAGCACGGAUCGUCCCUGGCGCGCAUAAAGGACCGUAUGGAUGCCGGCAACGAGGAAGUAUACCAAAACUCCUAGGAAGGAGAGGGAGGUGAAAUAGCUGAAGGAUCGCGCAUCAUCGAUCGCGUGGCCGCUAGCGCCCUCCACCGCGAAUGAAAUGACGGCGGUUAAGAUGCAGUAGAAGAAGAUAGUCAGGCGUAGGAUGCCGAAGACGAGUGGGUAGAAUAGCCAGGAAGUUUCGAAGUGGUGGAGUGGGUCAUUCGCGGGGUCUGCCCCCAUGAGAACGUUCAUGGACGGCAUUCUGGGCGCCAAAAGCCGUUGUAUCUGUGUAUAUAGAUAUAGAUAUAGAUAUAUAUAUCUAGAUCUAGAUCUAGAUCUUUCCCUCGAGUUCCAGUAAGUCUAGCGUUGGGCUUAAACCGUGCGGGUGCAGCAACUACGACUACGUGGCGAGUUUAUAU